CGUGCCCCGUUUUUUCCCUUCCCAUUUCCCCUUUGCAGAGAGAAGAAGAAAUGUUGUUGUCCGUCUUGCCCAAGAGCUGUAGCCAUCCCCAUCCCCCAGAGUCACAAAUUCCCGCCCCAUCCAUCCUCGUCGGUCGGUCCCCCUUCUCCUCCCACCCGCCUCCCAAAACCCUCUCCUCUUCACCUUCUUGCAACAACCAUCACGCCCAAAUCCGCCCGCGGCCACGACUUGCUGCAUCGAUUUCACAUUGUCGCGGCCCCUGCGGCAUCGCCAAAGCACAUUCAUCUUGUGCGCCCGUUGCCGCUGCACCCGCCGCUGCCUCCAGAUCAGCUGCAGCGCCACGCGACGAGCCUUCGCACCCCGUGCAAGCGACGCGACCGCUGCGGCGAACGUCGCCCGACGGCUCUCCCGCAGCGACAGAGUAGUUCGUGAGGCUAUUCGCGACGAGCUGACACCGGCCCCACACGCUGGCCCCUUCUGGCCACUCACGUCACACACUUGCGCGCCAACCCCGAUACGGCCAGCAAUUCCCACGUCCCGCCUCUGCGCGGCAAUAAUCCAUUUCCAGGUCCCAUUUGAUCUCCAACGAAACCAAGCCGCACGCUGCAGCGCCCACCACACGCCCCGCGCCCCUUUGGAAGAGCCGCGAACCCGCUGUACCCCGUACCUACAGCACUGCGCGGCACCGCGCUGCACCAGCACAGCAGUUGAGGUACCUGUAGUACCUACAGCAGAACAAGUACAGCACGCCACACGGUCACCUACAGCAACCGCAGCCGAGUAAUUGCCAUUGCAGUCAAUCCGCCCGUCGUCUCUUCAACCCUCUCCUCGGCCACGCACGCUCGCCUUUGCCUCCGCCAUCCGAUACCAGACGGACACCGAGGCUUGAUUCACUUACUAUCGCGACGCGGCAAUCACUCUACCCCCUCAUCUUUGGCCGUGCAGACCCUUUCAAUAGUCGUUUGGCCGCAGGAAAUUGCCCGUGGUCUCCCAUUGGCCGCACCACAAACCAUCAUUGCAUGGUGCCGGACACGACGUACGAGUAACAUUCGAAACAAACGUGGAGCCUCCCUGCACCUGCACCUGCACAGCACGCGUGCGCAACGAACCGAGCCCCAACACAACGACACCAAAGCGUCUGCCCGCCGACACCCUCCACCAGAGAGUCCCCUCGUCGUCUUCUCACUGCGAAGACGGAGGGAGAGAGGGUUGAGCUAGCUUCGGGGCCAGCCAAACAUGGCUGAUGCUGGCGACACGUCACGAUACGAAUCGUCAGCUGGGGAUCUUUCGUCGCCUCCUUCAGGCUCCCUAUCCGAACCCGGCUCCCCGCCGCGUUCCAAAUCAGCGCUCAACAUGGAGCGUGGAGAGAUUGUCGUUGGCGACGACUCGCGCCAGUCAGCGUCGUCGUCGUCGGCGCAACCGCCUGCCCAGCGCCAAAUUACCUUCCAACAGUACCAGCAGCCCUCGGGCUCCAGCAGCACCACCAGCGGCCGACAGCCGGCCCCGAAACGCUACGAGCUCAUCGACGGUCAGUGGGUUCAGCUCACGGCCGCCGGCGUCCCGCGGAAGAAGCCUGGACGCAAGCCGGGCUCCGUCGUGAAGCCCAAGACGGCCGGCGAUGGCACCGACCAGCCCAAAGUUCGCAAGCCCCGGAAGCCUCGAGAUCCCAACGCCCCGCCAGUCCAGCGCAAGCGCAAGACGGCUCCUACUUCGGAUGUCGACACCGAUGGCGACUCGUCUCGGCUCGUCGCCGUCUCCCCGCCCACGUCAGGCACCACAAUACAUGCCUCGUCUCAGCAUCAUGGUCAGCAUCAGCAACAAUCUACUGAACAUCGCUAUUCCCCCAAGAUGCCCAAGCGCGAGGGUUAUCCCAGUUCGAUGCAGAGCAUCCUUAAUGCCGACCCGCCUGCCAAUACAGCGACCACCAGCACCGUCCCCGUCCGUAGCAGCGGCCUCAGCUAUGACCCCAUUCGUGGCAACUACGAUCCGGUGCGCGAGACAAUCACUUCGCAUAACACGAACACGCACCCGUCUGCCUCAGGCUCUCCGCGUGGACCCACCCAACUUGCCCACCGGUCACCCUCUAUCGCGAGCAUGCUGGAGCCUCAAGCUCCAGCCAUGACCUCGCCUAGUCAGUCGCAUCAGGGCUUCCAGUCGAGUGCGGCGCAGUCCCGACUGCACGGCCACGAGUCCGGAUCGAUGCCUCCCUCGCCCUCGUAUAGGCCUACGUCGACACCCACCCCUGCUUCGCGCCAGGGGCCGUCCGAGACGAAGCGAGAUGCCCCGGCUCGACCGGCGCCUGUCUCCCGCCCCGUUGUGAACCAAGCCAACUUCACUACCAUUUCCAAUGGCCCAGUGCGCAAAGCUGACAAGACCCAAACGGGAGUCUCGACCCCGAAGACGGACAACUUGGACGAUUUGGCGCAAGAUAGCGAGGGACGGUCGAUACUCGAUUUUGGCAAGGCCAAGCCUGGCGAGGAAUUCGAGGCCCCAAGUAUCGUGCUUCAUAUCCCCAUUAAGACUGGUGAGACGAACAAGUACGUCAAUUUCAUGCGUAUGGCCGAGGACCGCUACGGUUGGGACGCCCUGCAUCCUCGACUUGCUGCCAACCGAGAUCGAAAGGCGCGCAUCGCCGCCGCCGCCGCGUCGCUGGAGAAGGCCGAGUCGGGGCGUGAAUCGGGUGACGAGAUGUCGGUUGAUCUUUCUGAUGGAGAGGCUAGCAACCCGGAAAAUGGCGGCACGAGUGGACCUGAUGCGCAGGCGAAACCUAAGAAGAAGCGAAAUUUCAAGGAGGACCAGUAUGACGUCGACGACGAUUUUGUGGACGACUCGGAGCUCCUCUGGGAGGCCCAGGCUGCUGCGAGCAGGGAUGGCUUCUUCGUCUACUCGGGCCCCUUGGUCCCUGAGGUAGAAAAGCCUCCGGCAGGACACGACGGACCUCCUAAGCGUGGUCGCGGUAGCCGCGGCGGUCGUGGUAGCCGAGGAGGCUCAACGAGAGGCGGCGGCACUGGCCGCGGGGGUGGCCCUGGUUCUCGCGGCGGCUCCAUUACUCGAAAACCACGAAUCACCAAAUCCGAGAAGCUCCAGCGUGAGAAGGAGAAGGCGGAGCGUGAGACCAUGGCGCAGCUGUCGAAGACCCCUACCAACGGUUACGUGUUGCAGCCGACAACUCCGUCCUUCACAGUCAGCGAACUUGGUGCUUAGGAAGACACGCACCGCCCUCUCUAUCCCGAACUUCAGGACCUGCGUCCUGUUGUCGCAGCAUGGGGGAGGAGCAAUAUCGCGAGCCCACCAAUGAAGCGCAACCGCCACGGUUCCCGUGCCUCAGCCAGUGUUUUUUAGGCUGUCCCACGGGGCUAUUAUGUUCUAUGUUGAUCUUAUCAUGCACUUUUCACCACGGUCACAGGCCGAAGCAUACGCAUGGCAUGGCCUUUGUUAGGUUUCACACGGUCCAAGCGGGAUGGCCCUAACAUCAAGAGUCCCGACCAUCUUUGGUGCUUUCCUCUGUUGAGAAAUAAGCACAGCGAAGGUCUCACAUAGCCAUGGGGACUUGGCUCUCUGCUGUCUGGGCGUGUGCACACAACGACUGCUCAGAUGCGGCAGGGUGGGUGUUUCCAAUCAUGGCGUUUGGUUGUUAUUUUUUUUCUUCCCUAUUUUCUUGUUCCUUGUUCCCUCGCAUGGGUCUUAUUGUUUUGUUCCUGGCAUGGUGUACAGGACUGGGAGAAACGGUUCGUCGGGCGAAUGAUUCGGGAAGGACACGCGGAACGGAAGGGGCGGGGACGGUUUGUGCUUGGGUCAGAACGGUGCAAAGAUAUCCUCGGGUACUAGAAGUCGUCGCGAGUUGUUGUUGCUGCUGUCGGAAGCAGGCGGGCGCGCAAGGUGGGCAAAGGAAGCGCGGGCCCGACUUGCUCAGGACGCCAUUGUUUUUCUUGUUUUUGGCAUUCGGGCCACCCCGGGUUGGGCGGCCGACUGGGCGGUGAAAGAAGGGAGAACGGGGGCCGGGCUGGCUAUAGACUGCCGUUGUGAACGCCUGAAGCGUAUACAUGCGUAAUUCGGGGGGGCCGCGAUGAACAACGUGUACGAGUCAAGGUUCCCCUCACGUAGCGAACCCGCAGAAAAAUGAUGCCUCUGAACGAAACCAAGUGUUGG
Molecule: messenger RNA, 4149 nt
Organism: Purpureocillium takamizusanense
Lineage: Eukaryota; Fungi; Ascomycota; Sordariomycetes; Hypocreales; Ophiocordycipitaceae
Gene: HPC2
Product: HIR complex subunit
Exons: 2
Coding region: 1237-3204 (655 amino acids)
Source: RefSeq, a predicted model, not a curated record